UUUGCAAGAUACGAGCAUACUACUUUACCUUCUUUACCAAAGAUUAUUAUUACCAGCUAUCCGAGAUAACUCACGAGCCAGUCGUCGCGCGCGUCCCUAUUAGGCACGAACGAAAUACCAAAGGAGUAUAGUGGAAAAAUAAUGUCGGCCAUCGAGGAUAAAGAGCUGGAGAAGAUCGUCUUACAGUGCGCGGCUCCAGGCGCUAAAAUCGUCGGCUAUCGGCUCGAACCGUUCUCAAGCACCAGGAGUGGUAUAAUGGGAAAUCACUAUUCUCUGAGCAUCGAACUCGAGGAAGUCAGCUCGAAGCGCCGUACUCUCGGCUUCUUCGUAAAACGACUGCCCGAGUGGUCGAAUCUACGCGACAGCGUCUUCGACGAGUUGGCCUUCUACGAGGAGAUCAAGUUCUACAGCCACGUGCAUCCUGACAUGAGGGGCUCGGCCAAAUGGUCGCCGGCGUGCCACUUCGCCAUGUCCGACACCCUCGUACUCGAGGACCUGCGCUCCCAGGGCUACGCCACGCGCUCCAGCAGCAUCUACGACGAGGCCACCUUGAGCGCGGCCGUCACGACCCUCGCGCAUUUUCACGCGAGCUCGAUCGUCGCGGAGCGGAGGCUCGCCAAGACGCUGGACCGCGCCUAUCCCGAGGCCUUCCGCGAGAAGAUCUUCACCGACGUCGGUAAAGGCGGCCGCUCGACCAAGCUCGGCUUUCAUACUCUCGAGCUGCUGGCGGAGAGAUUUCAACUAGAUGGCGCCGAGGUGCCGAGGAUCUUGAAACGAAUUUACGAGCUUGUGAAGCCAAUAGCAGGUGGCUGCAACACCUUGUGCCACGGCGAUCUCUGGCGCGGCAAUAUCCUGUUCAAGGACAGCGUCGAUGGCCCCGAGUGCCUCCUAGUGGACUUCCAGAUGCUGCGUUACGCGUCCCCGUGUCUCGACCUGGCCAUGCUUCUGUACGUGCACGCGAACCCGGAAACGCGCGCGCGCUCCGAGUGCCUGAUGCUCGAGCGCUAUUGUGCGACCUUCAGGGAGGCGGUGGGCGAAGUCGGGACCGACGUACCGGAUUGCCGGCGGAUCAUGGAAGAUUACAGGGCCCGGAGGAUCGUCGGCAUGGCUUGCGCGGCUUUGAGAUGGCCAGCAGCCGUUGUCGCUAACCUUGGCGACUCUCGGGCUUUGGAGUCCUGGUACUUUGGCAGUCGCAUCGAGACUUAUUGCUCACUCAUGGACGCGGAUCGCGUGUUCGAGGCGACGAUGAGGGCCUGCUUGGUCGAGCUCAUCGAUGAGGGCAAGCGAAUAGCUAAUUAUGAGUUUGCCGAGCAUUAGUUGCGGAAUACGUCGGUUAAAUGAAUAAUCGCUUUCGUGUAAGGAAUGUCUUGGGUUCCGUAAACUUGUCACGAUACUUACGCAUACGUACUAUCGAUUUCCCUCUUGGUCGUCCUUUCAAGGAAAUUAGCAUAAUGUUCGCACAGCGUUACGCAUAGUAUAUUAUUGUAUAAGAAAGGCUCGGCGAUGAUGUUCGACUUAUUACUUUGUUGUACUUGACAAGCUGAUUAGAUCGAAUAAUCCUGUCUGGUUAAGUCUUCCAGCAGCAAUGGGACGAGUCAACUUUAGAAAC
Molecule: messenger RNA, 1609 nt
Organism: Ceratosolen solmsi marchali
Lineage: Eukaryota; Metazoa; Arthropoda; Insecta; Hymenoptera; Agaonidae
Exons: 2
Coding region: 142-1317 (391 amino acids)
Source: RefSeq, a predicted model, not a curated record